Messenger RNA from Pseudomyrmex gracilis, 360 nucleotides. Its product is annotated as ataxin-8-like. The record is from RefSeq and is a predicted model, not a curated record. Bases 1 to 360 code for a protein of 119 amino acids. Lineage: Eukaryota; Metazoa; Arthropoda; Insecta; Hymenoptera; Formicidae. The transcript is spliced from 3 exons.
AUGUCCCAAGAAGAAGAAUCUAUGCAGCAAAUUGUGCACAAUGUAAAAUUGAUGCACCAGCAGUUACAACAACAAAUGUUGCAACUGCACCAGCAGCAGCAAAAACUACAGCAGCAGCAGCAGCAGCAGCAGCCCCAACCCCAACAACAACAGCAGCAGCAUCAACAACAACAGCAGCAGCAUCAACAACAACCGCAGCAGCUCCAACAACAACAGCAGCAGCAGGGUAACAAUUCGACUAGAAGACACAGAAGAGGAGCGGGCCGCGCCAGAGCCCACUGGUACCAGCGCGGUGCCAGAGGAUUUUUCCCGCGCGGAAGAGGAGGCCUGCGCGGAAGAGGAGGACCGCGCGGAAGAUGA